Messenger RNA from Homarus americanus (American lobster), 3172 nucleotides. RefSeq lists its product as uncharacterized. The record is from RefSeq and is a predicted model, not a curated record. Gene Ontology annotation, cellular component: cytoplasm; plasma membrane; dendritic spine. NCBI's taxonomy places the organism in Eukaryota, Metazoa, Arthropoda, Malacostraca, Decapoda, Nephropidae. Gene Ontology annotation, biological process: chemical synaptic transmission.
AGACUGGCCGGACAAACCUCCCUCGACAGAACCAUGGUUAACGUGUGAUGAUUGGUGAGGAGGUGCGUCAUGGGGGAGCCGCUGGAGGCCGUGGAGGGGUCGGACUCGGAGAUCAGCCGUCUGUUCCCCAAGUGCCGGCCUCGCUCCGCCACCAACACACCCACCACCACGCCCACUGACGCCCGCCGCUCCGACCUCAACCUCAACUGUGUCCUCGACUCUGACGACAACGAUAACUACGAACCCCUGCACACUACUGGUGAUCUGCCCAGGCUCUACGACAACUCUAAGUUAAGUCGUGACAGCGGCAGUAGCGGGCGUAUGUCCGUGGACAGUGGGUCGGGCUCCCGUUCAGGCUCCACGCCGGGCUCCAGGUCAGACUCACACUCAGAGUCCAAGAUGGAGCGCAGUGCUGAGGAUGUAGACAUGGACAUGGACGUGUCAGUUGUUAGUGCUUAUGACGACUAUGAGGACAGGUACAUGAGGUCGUCAGUGUUAGACUCGUCAUACGAGGAGGCACCACAGCCUCCCCCCACCACCACCACCACCACCACCCGGCACCAACCGCAGCGCCGGGAACACUUCCGUCUCAGAGACUCACGCAUCGAGAUCGCCGGCGGCCGGGAGGUGUUUAGUCAUAGCAGGUCACGGCCUGCACGCCGUAGACAUGAUGAGUCGCAGCGGCGGAGAGGGCAGCAGCCACAGCACCAGCAGUACCAGCAGGAGCGGCAGCAGCAGGAGCAGAACUGGCCGGAAUCUCCUGGGGACAGUGAAGAGCGGAAUCAUGGCUGCUCAGUCCGAGAGUCCCCGCUUGUGUACGAGACGCGGCUCACGGGGUCGUCCGAAGUGGUAUUUGAUGACAUCGGGGAGUGGGUGGCCCGUGGCCUGACUGUGCGGGCACUCGAUGACCGACCGGGCACCCCUUCCUCACCCACGGCUGAGCUCCCAGUGGACCCCGCCGAGCACGGUGACCACGGCUACCUGGCCGCUUAUGAACGAUCAACUUCGCCUUCUGAUUCUGACUCCACUCAAGAAUCUACCACACACAAGGUCACCAAGAUUGGUAAUGUGCCCAUCGCUGAGUAUGAAGGAUCCCCCCGGCGGUACGGUCCUCGGCCCUCCCCCAGGACCCAUAGCCCCCGGGGGGGACACCAUGCACCGCCCCCACGACCCCCGCGACCUGGCUUCCCGCGCCGGGUCCUGGCAGAGGAGGAGGCUGCCAGGGAAUCCUCGUGUGAACCCCUAACGGCAACCUCUAGUGAGGCCAAUGCUCCCCAGGGGGAUGAGAGAGAUGUUACACCCCAGGAGGACCCCAGCAGUGACCUACCUGGGCCUGACUCAUGUUCGGAGGCGGACAGUGUGUCGCCGGCGCCGCCAGUCAUAGCCAUAUCCACCCUGACGUCCUCCUACUCAGAGAAUCUCACCACACAGCCCAACCCCACCACCUUAGAUACUGACAUGUAUGAUUAUUCCUAUGAAAUGUCGGAGACUAGAAAAGUUUUAGAAGAGUUCUUCAAAGAACAAGGUGGGCGUGGGGACGAUUUUCUCGACUUGGAGUACCACCUAAAGCGACAACAAGGUAACAGUUAUGUGGGCCUGCGUCUGGCUGCUGAGUAUGGUGAAGAUCAGUCACUGGCAGAGGGUGGUGAUCAGCAGCAGCAGCCGCCACUGCCGCCGCCGCCCAGCUCAGACCUCCUUAAUGAUGAUCCAGAUCACCUUAACAAUAGCUUGGAGCAUCAUACAUCUGGUUCAGAGCUUCAUAACAACUCCCCUGAAGUCCAAAACAACCCUGGGGAACUUCAUAACAAUGACUCGGAGCAUCACAACGCCAAUCCGGAACUUCACAACGAGGACGUAGAGCAGCAGAGUAAUGGUCCAGACCAGCAGCCGAGACCACUAGAUCAGCGCACUGGUCCAUCAGCAGACGUGAGCGCCGAGAAUGACCAGGAACUCGGCACUCCCACACAUGAGGUAAGCUCAGCAUCCCCUCGUCUCCUCAACCACCACCUCGACCUGUCUUAUGAAGCACAGCAGGACACAGCACAAGAACAGCACCCAGCACCAGAUAGCAUCAGUAACAGCAGUAACAACAGCAUUCACAGCAGUAACAGCAUGCACAGUGAUGCAGGUGGCCAGGAGAUCCUCGGAGACAACCUCCCGGAGUCUCCCCAGGACCCCUUCCCAGAGAGCAGUGCACUCUAUGACAGGCUGAAUGAGGUAGUGGUCGCUGCAUUGCGUGAUUGUCACCUUGACGACAGGUCUGGCGACGAGAACCCGGGUCCUGGGUCCUGUACUGAAGACCUGUCCGGUCAUGAGGACCCGGGACUCCUAGACCUGUCCACAGAGGGGGACCAUGACACAGCUUCCACCAACCCUCAGACUGAAGAAUUGGCCGAGACCGAGGUGGGACUGCAGGUGGGCCACUCCCGCAACUUCACUUUAUCACCCGAAACAACUUCUUGUGAUUCGGGUGAUGUCGAGAGUGACUACUCCGGAGUUGACCCUGAAGGGUCUAUCCAUUCAUCCUCACGUGGCAUCUGUUCUGCCAUGCCAGUCCUUGAGGAUGGCCUUUCCUCAGGUGAUGAGAGUGGGAUGGAAGUUCCAGAAGAAGAAGAAAGUAAAGACUCUUUGUUUGAACAAGAUCAAGAACAACUUCAGCAAGAGUUAUUACAACAACAACGUCCCGUGGUGCGGUCUCUGGACGAGCAGUUGUGCAGGGGUGAGCUGCCACCCCUCAACCCCCUCCCAACGCUCAACUCACAUAACUCCCCCCUCCCCAAUGCUGCCAGUUCCCCCCAUACUAAAAUCCACUCACGGAAUUCCCCCCAUACUAAUGCACAGUCUCCUUCGUCUUCAACACUAAAACUCAUGAAGAAGCAGAUAACGGAGAUUGAGAGGGAGAUAGCCAUGAGGAGGCCAGAGGGAGGGCCCAGGAGGGGAGGGCAUGAUGGAGAGGGACCUCAGCCCCCCCUGGACCUGCACCUUCUAGAUCCUCUUAAUGAGAAAAUGCCAGAGCCUCCGCCGCCUCCUGCACCACACCCUCAUCGUGGUGGGUCGACAGGAAAUUCCACUGUUGUAGAAAAUGGAAGUUCGUCGUCCACUCCAAAUCAAAUGCCAGCUGUUUCCCCAAGCCAUGUCCUUGGGCACCUGCACUCACCUCAGUAUACUCCAG